Messenger RNA from Schistocerca americana (American grasshopper), 834 nucleotides. Its product is annotated as piggyBac transposable element-derived protein 2-like. The record is from RefSeq and is a predicted model, not a curated record. Lineage: Eukaryota; Metazoa; Arthropoda; Insecta; Orthoptera; Acrididae. The transcript has 2 exons. Bases 1 to 834 code for a protein of 277 amino acids.
AUGAACCACAAACUGUACUGUGACAAUUAUUACACAAGUCUGCCACUGCUUGUAUGGUUACAUAAGCAAGGAAUUUACUCACUUGGGACAGUCAGAAGAAACAGAGUGCCAGACUGCAAGCUCCCUUCAGAAGCUGAGCUGAAGAAAAUGGCACGAGGUGCAUCAGUAGAGCGCGUCGCAACAGUGGUUGGUGUCGACAUAUCAAAUGUAGUGUGGAAAGAUAACAAGAGUGUGAUGUUGCUUUCUACACUUGCUGUACAGCAGCCUAUUCAUGAAGCAGGGAGGUAUGACAAAAAAACAAAGUCAAGAAUAACAAUACCUUGUCCACAAAUAAUUAAGCUCUACAAUAAACAUAUGGGAGGUGUUGACCUUCUUGACAGCAUAAUGGGUCGACAUAAAAUUCUUGUGAAAAGUCGAAAAUGGUAUAUAAGAUUGUUUUACCAUCUCCUGGACAUGGGAGUAGUCAAUUCCUGGCUGUUGUAUAGGAGAGUAGCAGAAACCAAAGGGAUUAGGAGAACUAUGAAACUCUCCGAAUUUCGAAUGGAAAUUGCUCACUGUUUGUGUCGCUCAGGUCAAACUUCAGCAAAACGUGGAAGGCCAAGUAAUGAACUCGAAAACCAAAUACAAGCUAAGAAGACAAAGGGGCCCACAGCACAUGUACCUCCACAAGAUGUAAGGCUGGAUCAAGUAGGUCACCUGCCUUCGUACUUGCAAGACCUACAAUAUCUGCUAGCUGGCAGGAACAUGUCAGACACAGUCACUACCAGUGAUCUUGCAGCAGCUAACAAAGCAGCAGUCAAAACUGCUAAAUACUGGGCUCUCCACCGAAUAUGA